AUGACUGGCGUCAAUGAAGGGCGAGUCUCAUGCAUUGCUGUCAUCUGUGAUGAGGUCCUGCUCCCAUGCGCAGAUCACCGGCGGUCCUUACUCUACUACACAAGACGCCGUCAUAUACAGUAUGUAACCUGUGAACAAUGCUCAACCAUGAAAGCCAAGAGUCGAUACAGUAUGACCAGAACCUGGAACAGAUCAGAAUCAGCCUUACACCACAAGCAGCAACUCAUGGACCCCAACGCGAACGACUCCUCCGAUGAUGGAGGAGAUUUUCCAGCCGCGGAGGAUGCGUUGCUAGAGCUUUUUGAUACGAGUAGUCCCAGGGACCGAUGCGCGGGACCGUCAUCCGAUGAAGUUUCAAGUGUGGUUAAAAAGGAGUCCAAGAUCUCUAUGGCACAUGCUCUGGAAAGUCGAGAAGGUUGCAAUACAUCUAUCUUUCCCAGUCCUGGGCGGCACUUGAAGGUUGUGGCCGGGGUUGCCACUGGAACAGGUACCUGCAAACUUUCAAAAAGCCCUUCUCUAUCAACCGCCAGGCGCACUCGGCAGACUACAGAAUGCGAACGGUCUUCUCCGAGCAUAACGGAGGGCGAACAAUAUUUUCGUCGCAAGGGUACCCUUGAGUCGACUAGCUCCGCUUCUGCACAUGUGAGAGCCAAAGAGCGUGGAUAUUUAGAAAGGGCACCGUGUAGUGGGAAUACGACUGGCAACAACUCUGAGGCCAGUUUGGGGUCUUCUCUUGUGCAUAACUAUGAAAUCUCAGUCCCGAGAACAGGGAGAGUAUCUGAAUUUUAUGAACCGAUACCGCACGUAAUGAGCAACCAGAGUGCUCCUGCUUGCACCACCGUGGGGAGCGUGCAGGAAGGAGGGCUCCAACAUCGAAACACUUCACUAUCAUUGGAUAUGUCACGGGUAAACAGGGUUUACCGGGGAAGUUCGAGAACUAGAGUACAUCGAAGAGAAUCGCCAGUGAAGAACAUAUCCUCUGCAUCGGAUGCGCAGGGUUCUGAGAUCGCAGCUGCUAUUGAGAAGGUGGCAAAUAUCCGAUCGAAUCCACCAUGGAAGAUCAGCUACACAGCGAAAAUCGCAGGUCGCGUCAAAACGAUCGAGACGUCAGCGUCAACUGGUAAAGCGGGGAAAUCAGUACAGAAUCAAACAGGUUGCUUUCUGAAACUUUUCGAAGCGCGCAUAAGGCUUCCGUCUCCAAUCAAAGAGAGACGAAGAGCAUCUGGUGACUGGGAUAUCGAAGAUUCUGGAGAUGAAAGAAAGGAAGAGGAGGGACUAAGAUGUCCGCAGUGUCUGCGAGUGUUGAGCCUGCCGUUGUCGCUUUCUGUGGGUCGUCAGUUUUAUAAGCUACGCGAAAGUGAGGUUGUGAGAGACGAUGAAAUUGUUAUCCGAGAUCCAAUCGCGUUGUAUGAAUUCUGUCGUACGCAUACUGCGGAAGAUGAUAUAAUACCGGCUGGUUUAGCCAUGGGAUAUCCUCGAGAGAUAGACUUCAAAAAUACGCGGCGCCGUGUACGGCAGAUGUUUGCCGAUCUACUAAGGAUUAUUGAAGGAAGGGAAGAAUCCUACUAUAGGCAAUUGGCAUUAGCCCUGUACAAAGAGUUGGGGACGCGGAAAGCUCAAGGUGUAAGAUAUAAGAUGAAUACAAUGAAGGGAAUAUCGUGUGGGUAUUAUGGGAAGACUGGAGCUAGGGUCAUCAUGAAAACUAUCUAUGAUAUGUUUGUAGGCACCGCUGGAAAAACGCCCUAUCUGACUGCAAGGAUGACCGCACCGCAACCCAUCAUCGAAUAUAUUCAAGACGUCCUUGUCCCAGAAGCAGCGAUUCGGCUCAUUAUGGACGAUUGCACCAUUCAUGAUAAGCGCCAAGCUCGGGACAUCCUGACGGCCAGCUCGGACUUCGGAUCCGUCAUGUUCCCAGAUAGUGACGAUGAGCACAGUGAUGCAGAUGAGGAGCCCGACUUGCUGCAUUCACCCAGAGUGGCGUCUGGUAUUACAAAUUCAGAUACCCUAUUCGUUUCGUCUCCGGAGAUGACGGAGGAAGAAAGGCUGACACCGGAUGGCACGUCGCAGGAUCUUACGGGCGAAUGGUCGACAGAUUAUGAUUCAAUCAUAUGGGUUGUUUGA
Messenger RNA from Spizellomyces punctatus DAOM BR117, 2121 nucleotides. RefSeq lists its product as uncharacterized. The record is from RefSeq and is a predicted model, not a curated record. The transcript is spliced from 3 exons. The coding region runs from base 1 to 2121 and encodes 706 amino acids. NCBI's taxonomy places the organism in Eukaryota, Fungi, Chytridiomycota, Chytridiomycetes, Spizellomycetales, Spizellomycetaceae.